Messenger RNA from Drosophila nasuta, 4040 nucleotides. RefSeq names its product F-box only protein 33. Gene Ontology annotation, biological process: positive regulation of protein ubiquitination. Lineage: Eukaryota; Metazoa; Arthropoda; Insecta; Diptera; Drosophilidae. The transcript has 5 exons. Gene Ontology annotation, molecular function: protein binding. The record is from RefSeq and is a predicted model, not a curated record. Bases 137 to 1495 code for a protein of 452 amino acids.
ACCACAGUGCUGAAUCUUAAUUGGACGGUGGAUGUUGCGUCGUGUUCCGCCGCACACACAAAAAGUAAAAAAUUAACAAGUUGAGUGUAAAAAACAAAACGGAUUUUUUCGAGAUUAAAUAGUUGUGUGAAUAGUUAUGAAUAUACCCGAAUGGCAGACAAUACCAACGCUGGUACUGGAGCAAAUAUUCGAUUAUCUCGAUUCGCGAGACCGCCGAGCUGCAGCCAAUUGUUGUUGGGCAUGGCGACAACAUUUUUUUUCAAAGACGGUAAGUGGUGCCUACUUUAGGAACUUUCGCUUUCACAUUGACGUGGCCCAGGAUGAUCAACUGACGUUCUUCCAUCGCUGCAUGUCCAAUCUGGCCAAGGAGCUGGUGAUUGUCUUCAACUUCGACAAUGCUUUUCACAUCCAAAAGAUACGUGGCCUGCUCUACAAGGCGGCACGCUGUGAUAAUAUUCGCGCACUACGUUUCCAAACCAACAGUGUGGGCCUAAUAGCUCCAGGAAAUGCACACAGCGAUCAACUGGUGGCCAUAGAACAAUGCUUUGUGGAGCCCUUGAAGAUGUUUCUCAGUCGCAAGACUCAAGCUUGCCAAGUGUUGGAUCUGGGUGGCAUUGAAGCACUCACUUAUUAUGGUUACGAUCUGCUCAAGGCCAUGGGCAAGCCCCAAGAGUUGUUGCAGUUGACGCUGGCCAGCAUUAAAUACGAUCCCAAUCAUUAUCCCAUCCUCGAGCUGGACACAACGUUGCUGCAGAAGUGCGCUUCACUCCAAGUGCUCUCGCUGGAUUACGACACACUCAGCGAUGAGCUGCUGCACACGAUUCAAGUGCUGCCGCUGCGCAAGUUGCUGAUCGUUGUCCAUGGCUUGGAUCGUGAUGAGCAUGCUGGCGUCUCGGAUGCUGCCUGGGCGAAUUUCUCAAUGCAUUUCACACAAAUCGAACUGGUGCUGACACUUGUCUAUGCCUACGAGGCCGUCGAGCUGCUCGUCAAUCGCAUUGUGGGCGAUCACAUGCCUGUGACACACAUACGCAUACUGUUCUGUGAGUACAUGAGCCACGAUGCCAUCGAUGGCCUGUCGAUGGCCAACAGCGACACGUUGCGCAGCAUCUACUACAUUGAUUCGGGCAACAAUCGCGGCCAUAGCAACUACUUAAGCAAUAUACGCGGUCAGGAUGCGUUCGUCAUGUUGGCCUGGCGUUGCAAACAGCUCGAGGAGAUCGUUGUCCACGGCCAUCCAAUGGAUCCGCACAAUUUGCUGGGCAUUGCAAGGCUGCGAAGUCGUCAGCUGCGUCGCGUUGAAGUAUCGCAAAUCAAUUGGCCCAACGGUGAACCGCAAUACGCCUUCAACGAUGAAAUGUGCAAGCUGUUGGGACAACGUUGGAGACUGCUCAAAUACGAACAGCUGCCGGCAGCACUCGACUACGGACCCGUCGACUACGAUGAACGCAAUGAGUUUGUCUACGAGUUGUUGCGUCGAGAUCUACAGAUCCAUUAAAAAACGGAAAAACAGGACACGCACAAACCAAAAAUCGAAAUAAGCAAUGUCAUUAAUUUAGUAACAUUCGACAAUUGUGCAAAGCUGCAACAGCAACAACAACAAAAAAAACAACAUGACACGUGAUCAAAUCGAGCGCAUAGAAAUUUGUAGCGUUUAGUAGACUAGUUAAAAGUUAAACACACAGCAACUAAAAAGAAAAGCGAUCAGUAGCCUUUUCUGUUAAGUUAUAAAAGGAAUUUUUUGAUAAUGUGACAUUCGAGGAACUUAUAAUUGGCAAGCCUUUAUACAACUUACAAUAUUAUGAUUACUCUUGACUAUGUUUAAACUAUGUAAACUAAAAACUUGAACUUUUACGUUUUGGCCACACAGCAAAACAAAAAACAAAAAGAUAGCAAAAGCAGAAUAUAAGUAGAAAGAAGCAAGACUUGAACACUUCGAGAAAUGAGAAUGCGAAUUGUAAACAAACAAAAAACCAGCAGAAUUUGUUGUAUAAACCAAGUAGAACAACAACUAGCGAAUAUAGAAAAGAGACAAAAAAACAAGGAGUAGGAGAGAUGAGAGAUAAACAUCAUUUUAUAAGCAACAACAACUGUGAUUCAAACAAAAUGCAAGCAAAGCAGCAAAAGCAAAGCCAGUUACAGAGCAGCGCGCAGUAGCUACAAAAACAAAACAAAACAAACAAGCAAAAAACAUCCAAGAACAACAAACAAACAAUUGUUAAGCAAAUUGUCUAGUUAGCUAAGUAGAAUACUAUAAACAUAAAUAUGUGUUGAAAAUGUUUGUAAACCAAAAACCAAAAAGCGAAAAAAAACGACCAAUGUCAAAUUGUUAGCUCAAUCAAUUGGCUGAAAAAAAAAAGAAAACAAACAAAAUUGUUAACUUUUGUAAUAUGAGAAGAACAAAUAAUGUGUAAUGCGAAGUUGGCGCUAAAUUGUGAUAAACAAAAAACAACAACAAAUGUAACAAGAACAUGACAACAAAAGUACGCAAAGCGCCAUCAUUUGUGUAGUCUUUAAAAGUGAUAUUAGCAGCUUUUAUGUAAAGCAAACAAAAGCAUAUUGUAAACAGCACACAACAACAACAGCUGUGUGUGUGUGUGUGUAGCUUGAAAAAAAACUAAAACGAGACAUGCGUUAGCCAAAAAAAAAAAAACCCGAAUCGAAACAAUCCAAUUCGUAAAACCGAUUCAAAACCGAAUCAAUCAAUCAACUUGAGUAUUUUGUAGCAACAAACAGGCAUUCAUUUAUACAAUCAUCUACUAUAUUUUUACUUAUGUUUGCACAAAAAUGCAGUUAGGAUACAACUGUUGUCAGGAUAGUUGAUAGCCCGAGACUAACAACAACAACAAACAUCAACAACAACAACAAGAAGAAGAAGAAAACGGUACCUGAAGAUCAACUUUGAGCAUUUAGCAAAACCAACUCACAAAGCGAGGAAUGAAAUUGCUCAAAUUAAGCUAUCUAACAAACAAAACAAAUCUAUUAAAACGAAAGACUGACAACAACAACAACAAACAAAAACAAAACGUUGCAAUGCUCAUUGCUGGAGCCGGGCCAACUAUCCAAAAAACCAAAAAAAGAACAAGCAGCGAUCUCAAAGACAAACUCUAAAAACAACUAUCCAAAACUAGAAGAAAACAACAACAACAACUAUGCAUGUAUUUUUGUUAUAAACUUCAAUAGCGAAUAUUAAUUUGUAAACAACAAUUGAGAGUGCAAAUCAUGUGUAAUAAGAAGCAAUCUUAAUGUGUGUCUAUUAAAUACGUGUGUACGUAUGUAUGUGUGUGUGUACAUAGUUUAUACAUAUAACAACCAACAAAAUGUAAUUAAGUUAAGCCUAGUACAUACCAACAACAACAAGAACAACAACAACAAAAUGUGAUAAAAGUGUCAUGCUGCUUCCAAUCAACAACCACAACAAAAGAGAGAAGAGCACCAAAGAGUCCCCAACAACACACAUGAAAAAUUAAUUGGCAAACGUCUAAAACUAUAUAAAUUAUUGUUUAACACAAUCAUUCGAAAGUAUUACACAUUUAUUCAAUGUUAACUGCAAAAAAAAAAAAAACACUUCCAACGCUGCGUAUGAGUAACACUCUUUUUGUAUACUACAAACAGAACAGCAACAACAACAACAAGAUAUACAUAUAUACUAUAUUUUUUAAUGCCAUUUAUUGUAUUUCAAAACAAAAACAAAAAACACACAACUUUUGUAAAUCAUUCCACACAAAUAUGCUAACGUAUGUAUUAAAAAACAACAACAACAGCAGAAGUAGAAGAAGAAAAUGAAGAUGAAGAUGAGAUUAGAAACGAAACAACAAGAAAACAAAGAGACAGACAGGCCGUGCAUUAACAACAAGAACAUGAACAAGAAUUAUUAUAUAUAUGCAAGUUAUGCUUAAAAUCGUAUAAGAGCAAAAAGUCUAUGGAAGAAGAAGCUGUGAUAGAAACAACAACAAACAAAAGGCAAAAUAACAAAACAACACACAAAGCAAAUUUGAAGAGUUAGGAGAUGAAGUAGAACAAGAAACAAAAAAAACAAAACA